Postia placenta MAD-698-R-SB12 is the source of this 900-nucleotide messenger RNA. RefSeq lists its product as hypothetical. The coding region runs from base 1 to 900 and encodes 299 amino acids. The record is from RefSeq and is a predicted model, not a curated record. Lineage: Eukaryota; Fungi; Basidiomycota; Agaricomycetes; Polyporales; Adustoporiaceae. The transcript has 5 exons.
AUGGCACUCGUCACGAUAUCUGGAUAUCCUUCCUCAGGGAAAACACGGAGGGCAGAACAGAUUAGAAACCACCUCGAGACCCGUCUGCAAGAUUCCGCCUACAUAGGCCCAAAGUUGAAGGUCGCGGUCCUCUCCGACGAUUCACUGAACAUCGAUCGGGGCGCAUACAAUGACGGCCGCGCCGAGAAGCUCGCACGCGGGGCGCUCUUUACGGCGCUGCAGCGGCAGAUGGGCGCGGACACCAUUCUGAUCGUCGACUCGCUCAACUACAUCAAAGGUUUCCGCUACCAGAUGUACUGCGCCGCGCGAGAGUCUCGGCUGAGGGUGUGCACCGUAUAUGUCCUUGCCACGCCGGAACUGUGCAGGGAAUGGAACACCGUGCGCGAAGAUGGGCGAGCAUAUUUGCCUGAAACGCUUGACAGUCUUCUGCUGCGUUUCGAGGAACCAUCAUCAAUGGUCCGCUGGGACUCACCUCUUAUCACAGUGCCAUGGACAGACGAAGAUGUGCCUGCUGAUGACAUCUGGAAAGCUGUGACCGAAGGGAACGUCAAACCGCCAAAUGCUGGGACACAGGCCGUUCCCAAGGCACCCACGGACGCACUGCGUGCGCUAGAGUCAACAACAGCAGCUAUGGUCUCAGCGUUCAUGGCGGAGCAGUCCAUACCGAUGGGGUCAGGAGGAUCAAUUACUCUUCCACUCAGCGGGACGCUUAGACCGCGAAUCACGAUCCCUCCGCGCAACGUGACCCUCGCUGAGCUGCAGCGAUUAAAGAGACAAUUUGUGACUGUGCACAAGAAGGCGAUUACUCUGGGAACCAUCGAGAAGGGAGCCGUAGACUGGAGUGAGGAGAGCAUAGCAGACAAAUUUGCCGUAUAUAUCGAAGGAAAUUUGAAGCCAUGA